UUCUUCAUUACAAAAAAUGGAAAAUCCAGCCCUCCUUUCUCUCCUAGGCAAACAAAGCAAGGGCUCCUCUCGCCGCCGCAGUAGCGGCGGCGGAGGAUUCCUCCGCCUAUUCAAGCUUUUUCCCAUGUUAACUUCCGGUUGCAAAAUGGUAGCCCUUCUAGGAAGACAAAGAAGACCUCUUCUAACAGACAAUGCCACAACAGGUACCCUUUUCGGGUACAAGAAAGGCAGACUAAUCCUAGCUGUACAAGAUGAUCCACAUCGAUUACCCAUCUUCAUAAUCGAACUCCCAUUACUAACUUCAACUUUCCACAAAGAAAUGGAUUCGGAUGAUAUUAUCAGAAUUGCAUUGGAAAGUGAAACCAAAUCACAUAAGAAGAAGUUGAUGGAAGAAUUUGUUUGGGCUGUUUAUUGUAAUGGGAGAAAGAUUGGGUAUUCGAUUAGGAGAAGAGAAAUGAAUGAUGAUGAGUUAUAUGUUAUGCAACUUUUGAGAGGGGUUUCGAUGGGUGCCGGCGUGGUUCCAUGUCCGCCGGAGAAGGGUCAGGCGCCGGCGCCGGUGGAUGGGGAAUUGACUUAUAUAAGAGCUAGGUUUGAUAGGGUUAUUGGGUCUAAGGAUUCAGAGGCUCUUUAUAUGAUUAAUCCUCAUGGACCAACAGGACCAGACCUCAGUAUUUUCUUUCUUAGACCUCAUUAAUUUAUACUUUUUUAUUAUUAUUAAUUAUUAUUCUUAUUGAUUUUAUAAAUUAUCUAUAUAUAUAUAGUAAUGAAAAUGGAAGAGGUUUUAAGAAAAAAAAAAUGUGAGAGGUUUGAAAUACUUUUGUCAUAAAUUUGUAUACAUUUAAAUAUAUAUAUAUAAUUGAGUAAUAUUAUUCAUAAA
Molecule: messenger RNA, 877 nt
Organism: Impatiens glandulifera
Lineage: Eukaryota; Viridiplantae; Streptophyta; Magnoliopsida; Ericales; Balsaminaceae
Product: protein MIZU-KUSSEI 1
Exons: 1
Coding region: 17-694 (225 amino acids)
Biological process (GO): hydrotropism
Source: RefSeq, a predicted model, not a curated record